CCGCCAAUUUCUUACAUAUAUAUAAACCAGGCCAGGAUGUAUGAACACCAAGCAAGACGAAGAACAACAUGGCAACCUGCACAUCCACCAACAACCUCUGCCCACAAUGCAGCCAACUACUCCACUCCAUCAACAACAACAGAGCUGACAGGAUUCCGGAAGAGUAUCUCAUCCGCGACGACCCAGCCGUCUACCCGGUCAUAUUCUACUUCCACACCCGAAUGAACCCGCUUGACCCACGCACCGCCCAGGAUCCUGCUGAAGAAGUAGAGGCAGAUUUCCACCCGACACUGGGGCGAGAAAUAAAGGUGCAUCGGGCCAUCAGUCCGAGGACCCUGGACGGGUACGUCACGUUCUGGUACAUGGUUGAUUUCCCGAUAAAGGGAAUCGUUGACCAGCGAACCAUGGACGGGCUGUUCAGCGGUAUAAGGCUCAAUGUCAGAGACUGGAAGGUGAAGAUCCCGACCGAAGGCCAGUGUACGAGCUUUGCAAGGCUGUGGUUUUUUAGGGACCACCGUGACUAUGUGGAGGAAUUGGUUGCUGACCCUGAACGGGAGGAAUUUGGGCGAGCAGUUGUUAUUGAUUAGCAAAUGCCAAUAGGAUAGUAAUGAUGUUGAUUAAUUAUCUAGUAAACGGAGAGUUUCCGUAAGAUGUG
Messenger RNA from Aspergillus versicolor CBS 583.65, 655 nucleotides. RefSeq lists its product as uncharacterized. NCBI's taxonomy places the organism in Eukaryota, Fungi, Ascomycota, Eurotiomycetes, Eurotiales, Aspergillaceae. The annotation marks the transcript as partial. The transcript has a single exon. The record is from RefSeq and is a predicted model, not a curated record.